AAAUAGAAAAGUCUUAGUCUGAGACUGUUGUUGUAGGUUGAACUGGAAUUUGUCUCCUGCCCAUCAAAAUGGCUUAAUCUAUUUACAUUUUGAAAAUUUUCAGCCUCAAGUAAGAGAACAAAAAGACGUUGGGAAUUUCAUUCUAAGCUUGAAUCGCUUCUGAAUUCGUUUCCCUCUCUACUGAGUAGUGAGUACUACUAACCAACGAAACUAUUGCUGCUUCAUAAGCAUUCAACGAAUUUCGUGAGUAUUUUUCCGGAACUCAGUCAGAAAAUCUCUCUCUCUCCUUGCUCGGUUCCAUUUCCAUUAGUUUAUGAGACUUGCAUUGCAAAGAUGCAGCACAUUGACAAACAUAAAGCAAAUCCAAGCCCAUCUCUACAGAACCCAUCUCCAUAAAGAGAGCUAUUACCUCCACUUUCUCUUGAAAUCAUGUUCAGAAUUAGGCCAAAUCGACUACGGUCGAUCAAUUUUUGACCAAACUCCAAAACCCGACAUUUUUCUCUGGAAUUCAAUGAUCAGAGGCUAUGUCUGCCACAAUUUCAAUAAUGAAGCCCUUGAAUUGUACAUUCUCAUGCAAAUUUCGGGCAUAACACCCAACAAAUUCACGUUCCCUUUUGCUCUCAAGGCUUGUGGAACCGUUUCAGUACUUAGAUUAGGCGUAAGGAUCCAUACCCAUAUAAUCAAACUUGGCUUUGAAUGUGAUGUCUACGUUCAAACUAGCUUGCUGAGCAUGUAUGCCAAAUUGGGUUUUGUUGAUUUAGCAAGAAAAGUGUUCGAUGAGAUGCCUGAAAGAAAUGUGGUUUCUUGGACUGCCAUCAUUGGUUGUUACGAGAGGCAUGGGCGGUUUCAAGAAGCAAUUGAUUCCUUUCGAGCCUUAGUAGAUGCAGGGUUAAGGCCUGAUAGCUUCACCCUAGUGCGUGCACUCUGUGCAUGUUCACGAUUAGGUGAUGCUAAGGCUGGUGAGUGGGUUCAUCGAUGUAUCAAUGAGACCAGUAUGGGGACUAAUGUUUAUGUAAAUACAUCACUAGUUGACAUGUAUGUUAAGUGUGGGUGCAUGGAAAAGGCACGAAAGGUCUUUGAUGAGAUGCCCGAGCGCGAUAUUGUUUCGUGGAGUGCAAUUAUAGGGGGUUAUGCACAAGAUGGGCAACCUACUGAGGCUUUGAAGAUUUAUUUUGAAAUGGAGGAAGCAAAUUUGAAACCAGAUUGCUUCACUAUGGUGGGGGUGCUAUCUGCUUGUGCUAGACUAGGGGCUCUGACAUUAGGGGAGCGAGUAAAAGCUAGGAUUGAUUGGAAAGAAUUUACAGCGAACCCAGUUCUUGCGACUUCUUUGAUCGAUAUGUAUGCUAAGUGUGGUAGGAUGGCUCAAGCUUGGCUUGUAUUUACUGAGAUGGAGGAACUAGAUGUUAUUGUAUGGAAUGCGGUGAUAUCAGGGUUAGCAAUGCAUGGUCAUGGAAAACAAGUGCUAGGUCUAUUCGGUCAAAUGGAGAAGACAGUUAUAAGGCCAGAUAGUAACACCUUUGUCGCCCUCUUGUGCGCGUGCACCCAUUGUGGCCUAGUAGAUGAAGGCCUCAAGUUUUUUUAUAGUAUUAGUCAAGUUUAUGGUCUUACCCCUAAGAUAGAGCACUAUGGAUGUAUAGUGGAUCUUCUUGGUAGAGCUGGGCUCUUGAAAGAAGCCUACGAUUUGAUUCAAAACAUGCCUAUUGAGGCCAAUGCAGUUGUUUGGGGUGCUCUCUUAGGUGGUUGUAGAAUUUACGAGGACACCCAAUUGGCCGAGCUCGUGCUUAAGAGGCUAAUAGAGCUAGAGCCGCAAAAUUCAGGUAAUUAUGUGCUCUUAUCAAAUAUUUAUGCUUCGAAUAAAAAAUGGAAUGAUUCGGCAAAAUUGAGGUUAGUUAUGAGAGAUAAGGGAAUAACGAAGACUCCAGGGUGUAGUUGGAUUGAGGUAGAAAAUGUUGUCCAUGAGUUCUUGGUGGGAGAUAAAUCACACAUAAAGGGUAAUGAGAUUUAUUUGAAGCUUGAUGAAUUGCAUAAGGAAAUGAAAGAGGCAGGAUAUGUUCCAAAGACUGGAGUAGUUUUGUUUGACAUAGAAGAGGAAGAGAAGGAGCAUUGCCUUGGCCACCAUAGUGAAAAGUUAGCAAUUGCAUUUGGGCUUAUAAGUAGUGAGGAAGGUGUAAUUCGUGUGGUGAAAAACCUUAGGGUAUGUACGGACUGCCACAAUGCCAUAAAGCUGAUUUCAAAGAUCACUGGAAGGGAGAUAGUUGUUAGAGAUAACAAUAGGUUCCAUUGUUUUAAGGAGGGAAUUUGUUCUUGUAAUGACUAUUGGUGAAAAAGCUGAAUUCUGCACAUUUUUGCAGAAGCCAGAGAGAGAUCCCUACCGUUUCGUUGCUUUCAAGGUGAGUUAUGCACCUCUUUGUGAAAGCUGGAGAGAGAGAUUCAUACCUAGUGGCAUUUUGUUGUAAAAAUUGAAAGCGUAUUCUCUCUCCCCUAUACCUAUAGGGAAAGGUUUCUAUGCUUCGAUAUAUAUUUCCCCAAUAUUCAGCCAUCUAAUUUAGAUUAAGUGAGCUACUAACCGUUUGAUUUAGA
This is a messenger RNA of Amborella trichopoda, 2580 nucleotides long. Its product is annotated as putative pentatricopeptide repeat-containing protein At3g08820. NCBI's taxonomy places the organism in Eukaryota, Viridiplantae, Streptophyta, Magnoliopsida, Amborellales, Amborellaceae. The record is from RefSeq and is a predicted model, not a curated record. Gene Ontology annotation, biological process: RNA modification. Gene Ontology annotation, molecular function: RNA binding; protein binding; zinc ion binding.